GAAACUUCGAAUCCAGAGCUUUGGUGGAGCCGUGGUGGCGCUUCCACGCGAAUCUCGCAGCCCCACUCGCUAUCCUCGUCCUCCCGCUCGUCUCUCUACCUUCGUUAUCUCCCUCUCGCUCGCUCGAUCGAUCAAGUCUCUUUCUCUUCGUACGCUGUUUUUGGAACCCUAAGAUUUAAUCCCUAGAGGUGUCAUUUUGAGAUUAUGGCCAAAGCUAGAAGGACAAGUCGCAGGAUCCAUUCGCGACGGAUCAGAGCACGACCAUACAAACUUCCGUCGUCUAACAAGCUCGGGGCAAGCAAAAUGUUUGCAGAAGAUUGUUCAAAGUGUCUAGAGAAGAGGGACUGGGAGAAUGUAAUAUGUUCGGUUUGUAUGGAGUGUCCUCACAACGCUGUUCUGCUCCUCUGCUCAUCUCAUGACAAGGGUUGUCGUCCAUACAUGUGUGGAACCAGUUUCCGAUAUUCCAACUGCUUGGAUCAGUACAAGAAAGCAUCAGCUAAACUAAAGCCAUCGAGCCAUCCACCGAUCAAUAAGUCUGAGCUUGGAAACCUCAAGUGCCCACUUUGUAGAGGGCAGGUGAAAGGUUGGACCAUCGUGCAGCCUGCGCGUGACUAUCUGAACCUAAAGAAGAGGAUCUGUAUGCAGGAGAAUUGUGUUUUUGCUGGAACCUUCAAAGAGCUGAGGAGACACAUGAGAAAAGACCACCCUUGUGCGAAGCCUCGUGAAGUUGAUCCUGAUGUGGAGCAGAAUUGGAGAAGGCUUGAGAUAGAGCAUGACCUGGAUGAUGUUACCAGCACGAUUAGGUCGACAAUGCCUGGUUCAGUGGUGUUUGGAGAUUACGUUAUAGAGAGGACCAACGUCCACGGUUCAGAUUCAGACGACGGUGCUGUUCAUUACAAUGUUGACGGCGUCAUCGAUGCUGGACUUUUGAAUGUUGUCCUUAUGUUGCAUUCUCUUGGGGCAUCAGUGAAUCAGACAAGACGCUCUGUUUCAGAUUCGAAUGACACGACUAUCAACCGUGGAAGAAGUGAGAUGAAUUUCUCUGGCGAGGAGGAGGAGGAAGACGACGAUGACGAUGAGGAGAGGCAGCACAGUAACUCUUUGGCAAGUCGAAUGAGACGACAAGGACGGGUUCUGCUGGGACGCUCAGGUAGGAGACGUAGAAAUAGAGAAGCUAACAGCUCAGGUCCUCCUAGAUGAGUGAGCUUAUUACACAAACUCAAAAAAAACAAAAACCCUUUGGUCUGAUUCUGGGUUUCAGGUAAGUUUUAUGGUAUGGUUAGGUACAAAUGUAGUUUCCCACAAGUUCAAAACAAACAAAAAAAGGGUUUUGACCUGUGAACUUCUUCUGCUUUUACCAUUAGAUAAUGGUUUGGUGUUUGAUAAUUUGGGAAUUUGACUCAAAUUUGUUUUCAUGGGCUCUUGAUUGUCAAAGAAGCAUGUUUGGUAUU
Molecule: messenger RNA, 1451 nt
Organism: Eutrema salsugineum
Lineage: Eukaryota; Viridiplantae; Streptophyta; Magnoliopsida; Brassicales; Brassicaceae
Exons: 2
Coding region: 205-1200 (331 amino acids)
Source: RefSeq, a predicted model, not a curated record